Messenger RNA from Podarcis muralis (Common wall lizard), 1206 nucleotides. The record is from RefSeq and is a predicted model, not a curated record. Lineage: Eukaryota; Metazoa; Chordata; Lepidosauria; Squamata; Lacertidae.
AUAAAAAAUCAUCUUACACUGUGUGUAUUCUUGUUUUCCUAAGCAGUUUGGAAACUCCAACAAUAUUAUGACGUUCUUUUUGAGUUUCUUUAACUGCAACACUAUUGUCCCACUAUUGUACAUCUUGAUGUGGCAUGUGUGGUGAAUUUAGAGGAAGAGUUUUAUUUACUUACUUACAUGCACAGAAUUUAUAUACUGUAUAUUUAUAUACUGUAAAACUUCAAAGCAGUUUAAAGGAAAGCUUGUAUAUAACCAAAAACAUAUGUCUGUUACAUGUAAAAAUAUACUUUGGCAUCUUUCUUUGCAGGUUGUUCAGCAACAGUUAUGAACUCUCGGUUACGAGCACUAGGUGGGAGAAUAAAUAACAUUCGAGCAUCAGAACUACCAAAGGAACGCACCCGAUCUGAGAUCAUUUGCAGUGUCCGCUUUUUGGAUGGCUCAAUGCAAAGCUUCAAAGUUAGUAAACAAGAUACUGGUCAGGUGUUGUUGGAUUUGGCCUUUAAUCACUUGGGUGUGACAGAGAAGGAAUAUUUUGGUUUGCAGCACUGUGAGGACUCAGCAGAUUCAACAAGAUGGCUUGAAUCUGGUAAACUUGUUCGGAAACAGCUAAAAGGUGGUUUCCCUUGUAGCCUGCAUUUUCGAGUAAGGUUUUUUAUACCUGAUCCGAACACACUGCAGCAGGAUCAAACCAGACAUUUAUUCUUUCUGCAAUUGAAGGCUGACAUUUUGGAAGGAAGGUUGUUAUGCCCUGUUAAUUCAGUUGUGGUACUUGCAUCAUAUGCAGUUCAGUCUCAGCUUGGAGACUACAAUGGUUCCACCCAUCUUCCAGGAUACCUUUCAGAGUAUUGCUUUAUUCCAGAGCAAAAUCAAGAUUUCACAACCAAAGUUGAAUCGCUGCAUGAACAGCACAGGGGCCUCAGUCAGUCAGAAGCAGAGUCCUGCUACAUUAAUAUAGCAAGAACACUUGAAUUCUAUGGAGUAGAAUUACACAGUGGUAGAGAUCUUCAUAAUCUUGAUCUUAUGAUUGGAAUUGCUUCAGGAGGUAUUGCUGUAUAUAGGAAACUCAUUUGCACAAGCUUCUAUCCUUGGGUGAACAUAAUAAAAAUUUCGUUUAAACGAAAGAAGUUCUUUAUCCAGCAGCGACAGAAACAUGUGAGUAUAGUUUGUUUCUCCCAGCCACCCCACCCCUAGACUUUUUUACAAUUA